Messenger RNA from Symbiodinium pilosum, 1089 nucleotides. Lineage: Eukaryota; Dinophyceae; Suessiales; Symbiodiniaceae. The record is from the annotation of a GenBank genome assembly.
AUGCAGGACAUAGACAACUGCCUGCGGAUCCCUACCGUGAGCAUCAUCAUUUUUGAUGACUAUGGCGCAGAAGAAGGGGUGCGAUUGGCUGUGCAGCAGUUUACAUCCGCAGGGCGAUUGCGCCCGGUGCUGCCCUCUGUCCAGCACAAGGCGGUGAGCUGUUUGGAUGGUGAGCCGCAAUCCCUUGCCGCCGCCAUGAUAAUGUCGCGAAUGCUCCGGACUGGUGACUCUGUCUGGGUUUACCGUGCAGUAAAGGCGGCUGUCCAAGAUGCUGCCACCCCAGAGGAAGCCAAUGCAAAGUUCUUGGCGGAGCAAGAAGCUGCGCAGACAAGCGUGGAUUCAGUCACAGAGGUCUUUCGGCAAGCGGGCAUGGAGCAGAAUGCCUUGCACACGCAGGUGCAAUCAGUUAUGUCACCUGGUGCUGCAGUCACUUCCUUUGUGGGGAAGUCCAAUGCCAACUUUGUGUCCUUGGGAUCGCAUGGUCCUGGACGGGUGCUACACAAGUCCCUAGCGAGCUACCUCAUGCAGAGCUACUCCGACAUUCGUCUGUUGGUUUGCCCUUUGACAGAUUGGCAGCCUGCACAAGACAGCGGCCUGAAGUACACUGUUGUGUAUGACGGUUGUUCAACCAGCCGCCAUGCGCUGGAAGUUCUGGCAGGGCAUACCAACUCUCAGGACACUGUGGAGAUCUUGCACGCGCACGUGCCGCCAGCUCCAGUGUCUCGCGGCAAAUUCCGCGGUGCUCCAGCAAGCACGGGCCAGGAGGAUGCCAAGCAGGCGCAGAUGCAAGCGCAGUCUCUGUUCCAAGAAGCAGAACAGAUCCUUUCAGGAAGCGGAGGUGGCAUCAAAGAGGUCAUCGGAACGCACAUUGAGGUCCAGAGUGGGCACUUGUUGGGGGAGAGGCUGUUGGACACCGCCAUCAACAACGGAUGUGACGUGCUUGUGGCAGGCACGAAAUGCAUGCCUGGCAUCGGCAACCUCUUCGAGCCCUUCCUGAAGGGCAGAACAGUGCUGGGCGUGCUGAAGUCAUCGCUCACAACACACUUGCUGAACAAUGCCGUGGACAUACCAGUCUUGUACAUCAAUUAA